This is a messenger RNA of Plenodomus lingam JN3, 771 nucleotides long. RefSeq lists its product as uncharacterized. The record is from RefSeq and is a predicted model, not a curated record. Lineage: Eukaryota; Fungi; Ascomycota; Dothideomycetes; Pleosporales; Leptosphaeriaceae.
AUGUACGCGCUCACCCUCGCUGGCAUACCCGUUGCCAUGGGGGCCAACGAAGCCGUCCAUCAACAGCGGCUGCUGGACGAAGCAGCCGAGGCCGAGGAACGACUGCAGGAAUUCCAUCUCGAUGUGUUUUGCUCUGCGAAAUCGAGGAAGAGGGAUGAAGUGCAUGGUGCGAUUGUUGUUUUGAAUGAAGGAAAGAUUUGUCUCUGGCCCAAAGACAAUGAUACCCAACUCCCAGCCCGUGGACCCAAUGACAUGCCCCCUCCCCACCCAUUCACUGGUUUCUACCUCCCCUUCCCAAAUGAAGAUCUCCCCCACCGCCCCAUACCCUCGUCUCCCAUCCUCGGUCUCGUCACCACCGUGCCCUCUGCAACUACCACCACCACCACCUCCUCCUCCCCAGCAUCCAGCACAUCUCCACCCUCCAAGCCCAAGCUCAACUGGGUCUACGCCGACACACGCACGCGCGAACUGAAAUACGGACCGCGCGCCGAGGCGAAGAAACACGUUGUUGGGCCGUGGGACUGGACGGAGGAUGAGCAGGGGAUUACGUUGGAGGGGGAGGAGUGUCUUGUUGCUGUUGGGGAGGAGAAGGGGGGUUAUGGGUGGAGUGUAUAUUGGGAUAGGGAGGAUGAUGGGUUGAAGGGGGUUGGGGUCGGGGAACGGAAGAGAGUGUUGAGGUGUAGUCUUGAAAGGAGGGUGUUGGAGGAGAAAAAGAGGAUUGGGGGGUUGGAUGAUAGUGAGUACAAGGAUGAAGGGAUGGAUGAUGAGUAA